GCCCCAGCGUCUGCAUUGGCCUCCACCCCCGCCUCUUGCUCACCAUGCCGCGGGGUGCAGAGGCUGCAGUGCAGAUUUGGGUGGGCGGCCAGCUCUUCGAGGCUGAGCAGGCCCUGCUGGUAGAGCACUGUGACUUUUUCCGCGGCCUCUUUCGCUCGGGCAUGCGGGAGGCGCGCGCAGCCGAGGUGCGUCUGGGCGUAUUGAGCGCUGGCGGCUUCUGCACAACGCUGCAGGUGCUGCGCGGCCAGAGGCCCGCGCUGGAGGCUCCCGACGAGCUGCUGCAGGCCGUGGAGUGCGCCGCGUUCCUGCAGGCGCCGGCGCUGGCACGCUUCUUGGAGCACAGCAUCACGUCGGACAACUGCACGUUGCUGUGCGAUGCGGCCGCUGCCUUUGGCCUGCACGACGUGUUCCACAGCGCCGCGCUCUUUAUUCGCGACGGCGCGCACGAGCUGGCGGCCGAGCUGGUGCUGCCCGAGGCCCGCGCCUACGUGGCUGCCCUGCGGCCCAGCAGCUAUGUGGCCGUGAGCACGCACACACCUGCACCCGGCUUCCUGGAGGACGCAUCGCGGACGCUCUGCUACCUAGAUGAGGAGGAGGACGCGUGGCGCACGCUGGCUGCGCUGCCCCUGGAGGCCAGCACGCUGCUGGCAGGUGUAGCCACGCUGGGCAACAAGUUGUACAUCGUAGGCGGUGUGCGUGGGGCCAGCAAGGAAGUGGUAGAACUGGGCUUCUGCUACGAUCCCGACGGCGGCACGUGGCGCCAGUUCCCCAGCCCGCACCAGCCGCGCUAUGACACGGCGCUGGCCGGCUUCGACGGCUGCCUCUACGCCAUCGGCGGCGAGUUCCAGAGGACGGCCAUGAGCUCCGUGGAGCGCUAUGACCCGGCGGCGCGCUGCUGGAGCUUCGUGGCCGACCUGCCGCAGCCAGCCGCCGGAGUGCCCUGCGCCCAGGCGCGCGGCCGCCUUUUCGUGUGCCUGUGGCGUCCGGCAGACACUACGGCCGUGGUGGAGUACACGGCGCGGGCAGACACUUGGCUGCCGGUAGCCGAGCUGCGGCGACCACAGAGCUAUGGUCACUGCAUGGUGGCCCACCGCGACAGCCUCUACGUUGUGCGCAACGGGCCUUCCGACGACUUCCUGCACUGUGCCAUCGACUGCCUCAACUUGGCCACGGGUCAGUGGACUGCGCUGCCCGGCCAGUUCGUCAACAGCAAGGGCGCGCUCUUCACAGCCGUGGUGCGCGGAGACACGGUCUACACCGUGAACCGAGUCUUCACCGUGCUUUAUGCAAUCGAAGGCGGCACCUGGCGGCUGCUCCGAGAGAAAGCCGGCUUCCCCCGGCCGGGCUCCUUGCAAACCUUUCUCCUGAGGCUGCCCCUGGGCGCUGCUGGACCUGUGGCCUCCACGACACCAGAGCUGUGAUC
Messenger RNA from Ochotona curzoniae (black-lipped pika), 1423 nucleotides. It is a transcript of the gene KBTBD13, whose product is annotated as kelch repeat and BTB domain containing 13. Lineage: Eukaryota; Metazoa; Chordata; Mammalia; Lagomorpha; Ochotonidae. The transcript has a single exon. The record is from RefSeq and is a predicted model, not a curated record. Gene Ontology annotation, molecular function: protein binding. Bases 45 to 1421 code for a protein of 458 amino acids.